Zea mays is the source of this 5769-nucleotide messenger RNA. Its product is annotated as polygalacturonase. Gene Ontology annotation, biological process: carbohydrate metabolic process. The record is from RefSeq and is a predicted model, not a curated record. The coding region runs from base 4329 to 5639 and encodes 436 amino acids. Lineage: Eukaryota; Viridiplantae; Streptophyta; Magnoliopsida; Poales; Poaceae. Gene Ontology annotation, molecular function: polygalacturonase activity. The transcript is spliced from 4 exons.
UGCUAUAGACGCCUAGGACCGAAUCUGCUUGGAAUAUGCCUAAAUGUCGACAUAAUGUCGACACCUUUGGCGUCUGCCACAUGCUUGUCAGUAUGCUUCACAGGAAAACACCUGGACGCCAUGCAUAGAGCUUGCUAGCUCCAUUGCCGCCACUUGUCCAUGCUCUGCUGCUCCUCCUUGCCUAUAAACAGACGCCCUUGGCCUCAUCCUCUCUCUCUCCCCCCACAAUGUCGUCGCCCCUCCCCUGCCUCUCCCUCCUCCGCGCCCGGCACCGCCAUGACCAAGCAGCAGCUAGGUCUGCGUGCGUGUGCAAAUGGAGAGAAGGGAUGCGUUGGAGAAGAAGAUGGAAAGAGCAUGGUCGUGCCGCCCAGUGCUUGCCGGGGCGCGCUAGCGACUUGUGCCCAUGGCCUGGCCGGCGGCCGGUGUCCUCUGUUGCCAAGCGUUCUCUGUUGCCGGAGAAGAAAUGUGCGUGCGUUCUGAAGGAAGAAGAAGACCCCUUUGGGUCUAUGACGUGUGGGCCCAAGGCAGGGACCGAGAGAUGAUGAUCGAGCCAGUGAUGUGGUGCCAACCACAAGAUGCAGUUGGUGGACGACCUGAAGACUGAUGGACUUACCCAGUUGAUGCUCGCCAAGCGAGUACCCCCCCAGCAAACACUACCUAAGUGUUAAAUUAAAGGCAAGCCCCGGUUUUAUGCAUAACCGUUAUUGUAUGUUAUUUUACUACACUUAAUGUUUGUAGGCUUGUACUGUGCACUUAAGUGUAGGAGUUGACUGAAACCCUAGUUGCAUGAACUCAGGUUCCCUUUUGAGAUGGAUACUAGUAUGCUAGGUCGAGUAGCUGCUUUACUAAUUAGGGAUCUUGGUAGAAGUCGAGUGAUUUUUCUAGCACUCGCGCGAGGUCAUGAAUUGGUUGUAUCCACUUUGAUAACAGAAUGGUGAUGGUCUGUGGACACGAGUCCAUGGGGACGCGUGGUCUACGAGAUGAAAAUUGGAAUAAGGAUUAACGUGCGGAUACCUGUGUCAAGCGUUUGAACGUACUAAACACAUACCGAGAAAUAUGGUAAAUCGGUAAGCCUAGUACCUGAGUGAACCUGCCCGCAGACAUAUCCCCUCACGCGACCUGAGACGUGGUCUCCCAUUCCGGUUAUGGUGGGUACAAGUGCGGUCACUGCACGACGGCAGUCGGGGUCAGUGAGGCAUUGUACGCCAAGGCGGUGAGCCCUGAUCUGUUGCCAGGGAAUCGACGGGGACGGUUGAUGUGUGUGGGGACGGAGUGCCUUGCCACGUCGUGUGUUUAGGUUUACCUUGCAAGGAUAAAAACUCGAUUCGAAUCGUCUGCUUCUCGCAGCUAAUGAGACUGCUUGAUCCAUUGUACUGCAUUGAGUAAUAAGUGGAAAUGAGGUGACUGGCAAAAGAUGUUGAUUGAUAAAAUGUUUGAUACCAUGUAUGAAUAGCUAGGUACACAUCUAGUAUAAAGGAUUCUACUAAAACUUGAAAAGCUAAAACUUGAUUUUAGACUCAGCUAGUGCUUUUGGCAAACCAAACCCCUCAGCCAAACAGCUGCAUGUCUAGAGGUAGAGGAGUAGACUCCUCACACCGGGUAAGUCUAGCUGAGUAUUAGUAUACUCAGCCUUGCUUGUGGCAUAAUUUUUGCAGGUUCCCUUAGGGUGAUUGGUUGCUGGUGUGACUUGGCCUCCAUCCCUGCCACCGGGAUAGACGGUCGAGUGGGUUAUUGCUUCCGCAGGAGAGGACCAGGAGGAGUAGUGUGGCCAGACUUCGCCAUGUUACUCGGUUCUUCUCCGUUAGUUAUUUCCGCUGCAUUAAAAUUUAUGGUUAUUAUUUUUGAAACUCUGAUAAUGUAAUCACUAAUGAUACUUAUUAAAUUUGUGGUAUUAUGUUUUAUUGUAUUUCUCUGUGCCUCACCUUCGUGUGAGCUAGUGGUAUUCGAUCCUGGUAAGUGGCUUUAUCGGACUAGAUCCGAGGGACUGACAGAUUAUUCCUGUUUAAGUGUGUUGCUGCCCUUAAGGGUGCGACUUGGGCACUUAAGCUGGAAUAAUUCGGGCGGUUCCGCCACAGUUUUGCGCCUUAUGCAAUUGGGAACCCAACAUACACCAAUGUUGAGGGACCAAAUAUGCCUAUCGAGGGAUGUAAUAUGCAUGUAGAGGGAUCAAAUAUGGGUAUUGAGGGGAAAAUGGUAUGUGAGACACAACACCACUACCAAGACUGAUCACGUUAUGCCAGGUGUUACUAAUGAUUUCUUUGGGCACAAAGACGUGGGUCAAGACGACGUCGAAGUUUAGGUUGGUAAAAGAAAACAAGUGAACUUUUUUCGUAGCAAAAUUGCAUUAUUAUUCUGAGUCAUCAACAUUAUUUAUGAAAGUAUGGAGGCUUUAGAGGAGACCGCAACAUAACAUUUUUACGAAGAGUCUAAGGGUUGUACCCAAAAAUCACAAUAUUGUGAUCUGUUAUUUAGUUGUUGAUACUUUAAGGUCAAUUCAGUUAGUCUGAUGUUAGCUUCAACGAGUGUUAUUAGUUCUAGCAAAACUCCUUCUAGAGGAGAACAAAGUGUAUGCUAACAUGUAAUGUACAAAGAAGCUAGCGAGUUCGUUGAUUAUGGGUAUCGAAAAGAUCCACGUGUGUAGGAACUAUUGUAUCCUAUAUUGAGGUGAGGAUUAUGAAGGCUUACAGAGAUGUCUAAAUUAUAGUGCUAAUAGAUACAAGACGAACAAAGAUUAUCUCGGGAAAGAGAAUGGAGCCUCUGAUGAAGACCUCCAGUUAGUAGUAUUAUAAUGUUCUAAAACCAGUAGAUUUUUUUGUAAAAAUCCUAGAAACUUCGCCCAAGUGUAUUUGAUGCCCAGGAUAAUGAACAAAGAUCUUUUGCCUUUUUUCUUGUCACAUUUUUAUUAGAGUUAAAUGCAUUGUAGCCCAUGUACUUGUCAAGAGAUGUCAUUUAGGUAUACGAACUUUGGAAAUACAUUUAUGGGUCCUUAAAUUUAUUAAGUGGCAUACCGCAGUGGUCGGUAUGAUCCAAAGAUGAACUUAUCAUUUACCAUUUUUACAAGUUCUUAGCAUGUUUAAGGGAUCCAGAAAUGCAUUUUCAAAGUUUGUGGAUCUAAGUGACAUACUUAACAUUUAACUCCUUUUAUUAUAUCAAAAAAGUUUAAAUGCAUCAAUAGCAAGGAAAUGCAUGAACUAUGUUUAGGAUCAUUUUACAUACAUGAUGACUCUCUUGUACAUGUGAUUUUAUUUUAGAAUGUGAACAUCAUUACUCCGUUAGUAUUACCUGUUCUCUAAGUAUCAUACAGUGACGUUCAGGUUGGCUAUAGCAAAUAAACAUAUACUCCCUCCGUUCUUUUUUAUUUGUCUCAUUUUAGUUCAAAAAUAAACUAGUUGGUGACAAAUAUUCGAAAACCGAGGUAAUAUGUGAUUGGUUAGCUGUACCGUCUCGUCCCGCGUCACCACGUGCGUUGACUUUAUCUGAGUUUGUGUUUGGUUGCCUGCACGUGUGAAGUGCAGGCUGUAUAGACAGACAUAAAAUAAGUUAUAUUGGUUGCAUCCACACGUACGCCUAAAACAGUCGUACGUGGUUGGCCAGGCUCACGCGAGAUUAUACGCGUGGGUACGGUCAUCCAAUCAGGCGUAUAUGUACCAAGUACCGGAUUGCAUCAUCAUCGACACGUAGAUAUAUGUUGCUACGGGGCAAUUAUAUCGGUUCCACGGAUGCCUAACUGAAUUUUGUUGUCACUGCCGUGGGGGCUCUCAUGCUCCAAUCUUCAUGGAGUCCACUCCACAGAAUCAGAUGGACAUGGAUUUGCUUCCCAUGCCAAUUGCAACGAGAAAGGAAACAUGUUUGAGAAUUUUCGUCAUGAAAAACCUGCAGGUGGACUCGAUUCAGCAGUUAAUCAGUUCGGGCACAUUUAUCUCCUUGCGAUCAUGGCUGAAGAAUCUGAGGGCCGGAUCCAUCUAUGUCUGCACGUAUGGGUCAUGGCGUGUCUGCAAGCAUGCACACUCUACUGCACAUAUCUGCUGCCAACCAAACUCUCCCGCGUUGUUCUUCUUCACAAGCAACGCAUGCAACUCUCUUCAGCGCGCCUAUAUAAACGGCCGUGGGCAUGCAGCUUACUCACUCACCACCAGGUCACCAUCCAAUCCAGCAACCAGCACCAGCACCAACCUGAGCAAGCCUUGCAAAAAGAGCUGCACUAUAUCCAUCGAUUCUGUUCUGAUCUUGUUCGCUAGCUUGAGUGUUCAGCCCGGGCUGCAAGCCUGCAACUAACCACCUGCACUGCAGCGUGAUUAGCUCUACAAAUCGCAUCCAGCGGGAAGCUGAUGAAGCUUGUGUACAUGGUGACCCUCCUACCGUUGCUCUUCAUGUCCGGCGUUCUUGAGGCUGCAGGAGCGGGCAAUGACAGCUCGGCUGACGGCACGAACGGCAACUUGCACAGCUCUGGCACCAGCAGACCCGCCGCCGCGCCCAGGGGAAGGUCGCUGCAAGCAUCGCAGAGCAGCGUGUACAGCGUCGACCGCUACGGUGCCCGUGGCGACGGGAGGAACGAUGACACGCGGGCGCUGGAAAUGGCGUGGAAGGCGGCGUGCGCCUCGCCACGGCCGGCCGUCGUGCUCGUCCCUGACGGCAGGCGUUACCUGCUGAAGCUCCUCACCCUCCGCGGCCCGUGCAAGUCCAGCGUCACGCUCACGGUGAAGGGCACUCUGGUUGCAUCGCCAAACCGGGCGGAUUGGAGCGACAAUGACAGGAGGCACUGGAUCGUGUUCCGGAGCAUCGACAAGCUCACCGUCAACGGCGGUGGCGCCAUCGAUGGCAACGGCGAGAAAUGGUGGCCUCACUCGUGCAAGAUCAACAAGGCUCUCCCUUGCAAGGAGGCUCCGACGGCUCUGUCAUUCCACUACUGCGUCGACCUGAAAGUGGAGGAUCUGAAAAUCGUGAACAGCCAACAGAUACACAUGUCAGUCGAGGAUUCUGCAAAUGCGCUGCUGGCGCGGUUGUCCAUCACAGCGCCUGGCACCAGCCCUAACACUGACGGCAUCCACAUCACUCGCAGCAAAGAUGUACGCGUCACAGACUGCAAGAUCAAGACAGGGGACGACUGCAUGUCAAUCGAGAACGGGACUCACAACCUCCAUGUCUCCAAAGUUAACUGUGGUCCAGGGCAUGGGAUCAGCAUCGGAAGCCUAGGAGACGACAACUCAAGAGCAGAAGUCUCCGGCAUCACCAUAGAUUCAGUGCAACUACACGGCACAACCAACGGAGCACGCAUCAAGACGUACCAGGGAGGCAGCGGAUACGCCAAGGACAUCACGUUCCAAAAUAUGGUUAUGUACGACGUCAAGAACCCGAUAAUCAUCGACCAGAACUACUGCGACAAGGCUAAGCCAUGCGGAGAACAAGAGUCAGCAGUGCAGGUCAGCGGUGUCGUCUUCAAGAACAUUAGAGGGACGACCAGUACCAAGGACGCCAUCAAGAUGAACUGCAGUGAGAACGUCCCAUGCCAAGGCAUUACCUUGCAGAACAUCGACCUGAAAAUGCAGGACGGCAAGGGCAACACAAGAAGCACUUGUCAGAAUGCAAAAUGGACAGAAUUUGGGACAGUUCGCCCGCAGCCUUGCACUGCCAUAAAGUAGGGGGCAAUUGAAGUCUGUUGCUCGUGCUUUGUAGUCUGUACAGAUGGAGUAGUCAUACUCAUGUAUAUAUAUACCGCCAACUCUAGUAACACCGUACAUGCGGUCAUGUAUAAUAUUGUUUUGCACUGUA